CUCACGAGCUGUCACACUGACAGCUCGAGAGGAGAGGAGAGCCGGUAAUCGGCAUCCCUCAUUGGGGACAUGUGCACUGAUCAUUAGGGCACUGAUGAUCAGUCCCCAGCAGUGCCACCUGUCAGUGUCCAUCAGUGCCAGCUGUCAGCCACCUCCCAAUGCCCAUCAAUGCCACAUGCCAGUGCCUACCAGUGCACAUCAAUGCCACAUAUCAGUGCCCAUCUGAGCUGCCUUUCAGUGUCACCCAUCAGUGCCAGUCAGUGCCAUCUAUCUAUGCCAGUCAGUGACACCUAUCAGUGCCAGUCAGUGCCACCUAACAAUGCCAGUCAGUGCCGCCUAUCAGUG
This is a messenger RNA of Staurois parvus, 345 nucleotides long. NCBI's taxonomy places the organism in Eukaryota, Metazoa, Chordata, Amphibia, Anura, Ranidae. The record is from the annotation of a GenBank genome assembly.